AUGCGCGCCAACGGGAAGCUUCGUGCAGUGAAGUCCAGUGCAGGCCGCAAUGGUCAUCGAUGGCCAUUGAUGGGUGGUGAACGCAUUCUUCGUUUGACUGUCUUUCUCGCCCAAAGAUCAACACAUAUCACUGGACUCUCUUUCGUGACCAAACAUCGCUACAUACCUUUGAUGCCCUUCGGUCCCGCUGCUAUGGCCGCCUCAUUGCCGCCGCUCAGUGACGCUGCCUACUACAACCCUACCAAUUGCCCGGUUGCUGCAAAACUGUGUAGCACACUCCACGCCGUCAGUGCUCUUGGGAACAGCAUCACUGCCGAGAAAGUCCUGCGUCACCUACUCAGCGAUCUCCAUGGAACCAUCUCGGCCGCUUCGCCACAAGCACCAGCUUUGACAACUUUACCAGGCACACUGCAAAACAACGAUGAGUGGGCCAAGGACCAGCUAUCCCUGCACUUCCCCUCCGUCCUCUCGAACACGAAAGCAUGUCGAGAAGCGAAUAGUAUGUUCGGCUACGCUCUGCUGCCAUACAUCCGAUCCCGCAACCACCUCCGAAAGCUGGCAGCAAGAGGAAGAGAUGGACCUAUGCCGUGCAAGAAGACGGCAUUGAACCACGCUCUUCCCCCUGGCAAUUGGGCAGAGCCGCCACAGUUCAGCGCACAUGUUUGGAAUGCUGCUGGCAAGCAUGGAAGCAGACCAGUGGUCGGAGGUGAGCUCCUUGGGUUGGAUCCGUCUCCGACCACUGGAGCAGGCGUGGACUUCGGACAUUACAAGCCUGGAAGCUCCUACCACGCUCCCGACCAGUAUGGUAGCGCCAUGGUGCCUCGCGGUCUGUCCAGUCAGAACCUUCUACCAGCUUCAUUCGGCAGCGCUUGUCGAGCGAGCGAGAACUUCGGACGCCACAACCCUGGAAGCUCCGACAAUGCUUUCGACCAGUAUGGUAGCGCUGUGGUGCCUCUCGGUCUGUCCAGUGAGAACUUUCUACCAGAUUCCGGCAGCGCAUGUCCACCAUCCUCCUGCGGCAGCAUCUUUGCAAAUGCACUGGGUACAAAAAAUCACAUCUCUGCCAAUGGAAAUCGAUCUCCCGAAGACAUCACGAACCCGGAUCAUCAAGAAGCUGCUACCACAGUGCGGGGCGGCUCCAUGGCAAACCAGUUUUUUCCUGCGAUUCACGAUACCAGGGCGGUGCGGGAGCUCGGCAACAGUGACCAAGACGAUACCGACGAGCUGGCUGCAUUGGCCUUCGAUCCCGGUCAUGCAGCGCCACACCAGUCACCCGAAAUCGGUCUUGCGGAACUAGAAGACCUGGACACGUCAGCCGGAAAAGAACAUAAUCGGCAGGAGAUCAAGCAUGCUCUGAGAUCUAACACGUGCUUCAACGCCAUCUAUCUGCAUAAUUCUCGUUCACAAAUCUCAACUCCUGAGUCUGUCGUUUCUACCAGGUCUCGGCUCGGGAGUCUCAGCACUCUUUUUUCCCCAUUCCUGACAGGAGGAUUAUGCAGUAGCGAAAUAGAUGAGACGAUCAUCGCUCAUGCCUCAGCCUCAGCCUCAGCCUUGCCGCCUUUGAGCAGAAGCACCGUUGACAUAUCUGCAUCAAAACGCGACGCUUGCCUAAAACCACCCAACUCCAUCUCACAUUUCAUUGUUUCAUUUCCCUUUUUUCCCCAGGCUGAGAUACAGCUGCAUCAUAUAUGCGCCACGAUUUCUCGUUUUCCGAGUGCCCGCCGAUUUUCCUACAUAAAACCGAAUUUUCCCGUCCCAACACCACCUCGACGAACCCAUCAUCGUCAUCAACUCACAAUGCAGCCGCAACAAAACCCUCAGCAAAGUUCGAAGCAAGCUGCCCAACCACCGCCACCCAACCCACAGUCACCUCUAGCACCACCACAGCAACAGCAACACCAACAAGGAAAAGGAAACAUCCGUCUUCUGGACCAAGUCACGCGCCAAUAUGAGGAAGCCCUCAGCAAAGCACUCAACCUCAACGCCAAACGCGCAUUUUUCGCCAGCGUCAGACGCCUCCCGUCCUCACGAAACGACCUGAAGUUGAUCUUCUGGCACACACUCGAACGUCUCAGCAGGAUGCUGCAUUCCUGGUACUUCCUGGUCAUCUUCUACAUAGUGGUCGCCGGCCUAGGAGGUUUGUCUCUGUCGUGGAUUCUAGUCAAGGUCACCGUCGGCUUGUGCGGGACGCACACGGUGGCGCACGGGAGUCACCUGUUCAGUUCUUGGAUCCUCCGAAGGCCGGAGCUCGACCUGUGUGACUCGAUCAAGGUCUUUUCCGAAGGGCUGAAUCCGUAUUUCUUUCCGUCGGUCGUCACAACAUCCGGCGCAGAAGGAGGCGGCAGCAACAACAGCACUGGUUUGAGAGCGUACCGUGUUGAUACCGACCUGCUCCUCUCACUCUCCGUCAAGCACUACGCCAGCCUCACCCACCUGGGGCCCCAGAUCAUCGACUUAUGCGCUCUCGUGAACACCGCUGCCAUACAUUCCCACACGAUCUACGCUUGGGUCCAUGCGAAUCCGCACAUAUUCGCGAAGCAUCCCGCGCUGGUGCAGAAGGUCGACGACGUGAAGCAACAGCUGGGCGAACACAGUGAAUUGCUCGACAGCUUCCGGAUAUCGCUUGAACACCACCUCAUCGACGGCCGCCAGCGAGCUCAAGCCCUGCACCGCGCCGCCACAUCGUGUCUCGAAAACAACAAGAGCCAUUGGGAAAGCACGCGGAUCUUCAUGCGCUUGCUGUACAAGUUCUUUCCGCCCCUCCACGCCGAAACCGACGACGCCCAGGUCGAGCGAGCCAUUUCCCGCUUCCUGCACAACUUUGGCCCCAAGGUGGAGAAAGACUACCGCGUGUCCGACACGCUGAGAUCGCAGGCGCAGCAGAUCCAGUACGAACUCGAAGACUUCGCAGUCCUCCUGGACACCUCGUCAAUGUUCGAGAAACGCUGUGUCCCGCGCUCGCUGAUUUCCCAGCUCUUGUCCAUGCCUUGGACCUGGUUCUCGUCGUCUCCUAUUCCCUGUCUCUCCGUCGACGACUACCUGAAGGGCCAACUUACGUUGCUGCGUGAAGAGGCUUCCAACGCCUCCAAGACUGUACACACGGUGUGGGAACUUCAUAAGGGAGUUCGUGGCCAAUUGGAUCAUAUCAAGACGCAAGUUCACAGGGAGAAAUGUCGUGAAAAGAGAGAGAAAGAGGACGGUGAAUCGGAGCAUAUGCAGGUAACCAGUGACGGUUUCCUGGGGAGCAUGGAGAGAAUACUUCCGAAGAUUGAGCGUUUGCUGAAGGUUGGAGCUGGGAAAUAG
Messenger RNA from Pseudocercospora fijiensis CIRAD86, 3303 nucleotides. RefSeq lists its product as uncharacterized. Bases 1 to 3303 code for a protein of 1100 amino acids. Lineage: Eukaryota; Fungi; Ascomycota; Dothideomycetes; Mycosphaerellales; Mycosphaerellaceae. The transcript has 13 exons. The record is from RefSeq and is a predicted model, not a curated record.